AUGCCCACCAAGGCUUUCUUCGAGGUCCAGUACGCCCCUGUCGGCUCCAGCGCCGCCAAGACGGGCCGCAUCAACUUCAACCUCUUCGAGGAGGAUGUCCCCAAGACCGCUGCCAACUUCCGUGAGCUCUGCAAGAAGCCCCAGGGCGAGGGCUACAAGGGCUCCGGCUUCCACCGCGUCAUCCCUCAGUUCAUGCUGCAGGGUGGUGACUUCACCCGCCACAACGGCACCGGUGGUCGCUCCAUCUACGGCGAGAAGUUCCCCGACGAGAACUUCAAGCUCAAGCACAACAAGCCCGGUCUGCUGUCCAUGGCCAACGCUGGUCCCAACACCAACGGCUCCCAGUUCUUCAUCACCACCGUGGUCACCUCGUGGCUGGACGGCAAGCACGUCGUCUUCGGUGAGGUCGCCGACGCCGAGUCCAUGCAGGUCGUCAAGGAGAUCGAGGCUCUCGGCAGCGCCUCCGGCUCCGUCCGCUCGGCCGUCAAGCCCACCAUCGUCAACUGCGGUGAGGCGUAA
Messenger RNA from Penicillium riverlandense, 519 nucleotides. RefSeq names its product peptidyl-prolyl cis-trans isomerase (gene cyp4). Gene Ontology annotation, biological process: protein folding; protein peptidyl-prolyl isomerization. The record is from RefSeq and is a predicted model, not a curated record. NCBI's taxonomy places the organism in Eukaryota, Fungi, Ascomycota, Eurotiomycetes, Eurotiales, Aspergillaceae. The transcript has 4 exons. The coding region runs from base 1 to 519 and encodes 172 amino acids. Gene Ontology annotation, molecular function: peptidyl-prolyl cis-trans isomerase activity.